Aphidius gifuensis is the source of this 639-nucleotide messenger RNA. Its product is annotated as activated RNA polymerase II transcriptional coactivator p15-like. Gene Ontology annotation, molecular function: DNA binding; transcription coactivator activity. NCBI's taxonomy places the organism in Eukaryota, Metazoa, Arthropoda, Insecta, Hymenoptera, Braconidae. The transcript has 3 exons. The coding region runs from base 204 to 575 and encodes 123 amino acids. Gene Ontology annotation, biological process: positive regulation of transcription initiation by RNA polymerase II. The record is from RefSeq and is a predicted model, not a curated record.
ACUAUCAGAUAAUAUAAGCUGCAAUCUUUCACUAAAAUAAUAAUCAAACAUAUAAAUCAAUUAAUUUCAUUUAUAAUUUAAUAUUUAAAAAAAAAAAACUGAGGUUAUGCUUUGUCUUGUUGACCAAGUUUUUGUAUUUUUUUUUAUCAAAAAAAAUAUGUACUUAUGUUAAUUUCUUUUUAUGAUAAUUGAUUCUAGUAAAAAUGCCAAAAUCUAAGGAAUAUCUUUCAUCAACUGAUAGCAGUGAUGGCAACAGCAGUGCAGAUGAAAAACCAAAGAAGAAAAAGAUGAAGAAGGAAGAAAAAAAAGAAAAAGCUGCUAAAACAUCAAGUAAAAAAGCUUCAUCAAGUACUGAAGACAAGCAAGAUGAUGUUUGGGAACUUGGCAAUUUAAAACAAGUAACUGUUCGUGAAUUUAAAGGAAAAACAUUGAUUGACAUCAGAACAAUGUAUACUGAUAAAAAUUCUGGUGAAUUGAAACCAACUAAAAAAGGUAUUUCUUUGAGUGUUGAACAAUGGAGAAAAUUAGUAGACUCAAUUGAAGACAUUGACAAAAUAUUUAAGUCAAGAUCUUAAAUUAUUAAAUGUAUUCUCAUCUUCAAGUAUAAUUUAUUAUUUUUUCUCACACUUGCCUUAUCAA